CAUUUUUAGCGGCUGUAGCAGUCGAAAAGCCACUAAAUCGUCGGUUGAUAAGAAAAUUUAUUUUUGUCUUUUUUUUUUCUUAUAACAGUAUACCGACAAAACUGGAACUUUGCUAGAGCGUGCGUGUUUACUUUCCUCUAUGCGCGUUUGUCUGUUACUGCUCGCCGCAAGGGACGUGACGAAAAUUAAUACCUAACCUAACAUAUCUAACAUACCUAACCUACCUAUACUAUACAACCCGCAGACUGCACGAUGUUAUUCGACAGAACUAAGAUCGCGGUUCUGGUAUGGUUGUUUGGUUGUAUCCAUUUUACGGUCCAAGAAGUAAGUAUAUACUAUAAUAUACCUAUAAAUAGGUACCUACUAUAUAGUAUCGAGUAUCGAUAACGAGCAAUCGAUAUCCGUAGGCUUGUUUUCGGUAAACUGUUUGCUGUGGUUUACUACUUGAUUGCAAUAUCGCGAAAACGUUUUGUUUACUGUUAUACACUGUACCGUGUUUUGCCAAUGAAUAAUCAGUAACCGAAAACAAUAAACGCAUAGUUUUUAAUCGUUCACUGAUGCCGGUAACCUGCUGGUUGUCGAAAAGUAAACUUGGUUAUUAAAUAGUUACAGCAAAAAAAUAUCGCCAAAACAGUUUUUCCGCUAAACUAGUAACCAGGUUUCUCAAUAUACAUAUAUCAAUAAAAAUAAACGUCGAGUGUGCGUACUUUAGGUAGACCCGGUUUUCUCUUUAAUCACAAACUGCAAUUACCUAAAAAGAUGCUGAAUUUUAUCCUAUAAUAUUUUAUUAGAAAAAUGUAUCGAAGUGUUCAUCUGUUCAACACCGAGUCCUUUUUUGGGGGUUUGAUUUUUGUUGAUAUCUACGAUGAGUCGGUAGCACGGGGGAAAAUACUAUUGAUACUACUCCGCAUAGAAUAAUUUUUUCAUGUACAACGAUUAAUCGCCGCAAGCAGUAUAUAAACUAAAUUAUCUUGUGUAUUCUAAUUUCCCAAAUAUGUACCUACUAAAACAUAAGUUUUAGAUCUAUUUUAACAAAUGAUAAACCUACGAGUUUAUCGCGGAAUCGUUUUCGUUUUAAAUUCUCUAUAAUUUCGCAGACAAUUUAAUAAUGACCUCCCUAAAGAACCAAUUGGACAAAAAAUUUCUAUACAAGAAACCACCUUAGUGUUGAUGAAUGGAGCAAGAUUCGUUGUCAGAGAAGUUAUUCAUUGACAAAAUAAAUCAUCAUUGCGAGAGUGAAAUGAUCAUAGUUUCUAAUUUCUAAACGUAUUUUAAACAAUAAAUUAUAAUAGUAUAAUUCCAUGUAUAAUUUCUAACAAAUCCGGUUAGGUACCUAGUGUAUUAAACUUAUAUUAUGUAAAAAAAGCUCAAAUAAAUUAAAAAUCAUGAAUUGUUAACAGUUGAUAGGAAAUUUUUUUUAAGAUUCAUUGAUGGUCAUGUUAACUAAAAUAAUUUGUUUGAGUAAAAUUAAAUAUACGAAAAUUCCUUCAGUUGAAAGUUGUUAUAAAACAAAAGAUAAAUUUUACUAGUUGAGUUAAAAAUGCAAACAAAUAAUAAUUUAACUCAGUUAAAAAUAAGUAAAUUAAUUUUUUUAGAUUUUGAGAGGAGCGAGGAAUGUAUUGAUUUUACAAUGAUGUUUAUUUUUUAUUGUUAUCUUUUUCUAUGAAUUAAUUUUCUACCAGAAUAUCGAUGGCUUAUCAUUGCGUACAGAUGUCAGAUAUAACUUGAAUUCCCCUCCAUAUACUACCUUCCCAACUCCUCACCUACAACAGGUCCACCCAUCGUAAAAAGUAUGCCCGUCUUAUUUUUUAAUUUGUGAUUAAACUCCAAUUCAAUCUACACGCCACAAAUUAUAGGUUCUAAGUAACGUGAUUUCACUAGGUCGUGUAGUGAUUUGACGGAAAAGACGAGUGUUACAACCUAUAACAGGUGAUUCAUUUAAGUAGGCACACUAAUUAUCUCGGAAAGUGUUAAAUUUCUCCGGAAUUUAUUUUCUAGAACAUUUAAAAAACAAGCUACGCCACAAUUUUAUUUUAUUUUUGCCACCCUUAUUUUUGGGAGUAAAACCACAACUUAUUUUUGAUUUUCAAAUAGCAACCUAUUUUUAAAAGUCCGUAAAUAGAUUGAGUAUUAGUUAAAAUAAAUUUGAGUGUUUAAAUUUUUGAUUUCUGUCAAGCCGUUGAUGAGAUAUACCACUUUUAAUUUUAGGUUUGAGGAAAGUAGUGGUGCAUUAUAACAUGCUGCGCGCCGUACUGCCACACUUAUGAUACUCCACUACUGUCCUCUACCCUAUACUUAAAAGUGGAAUAUCACGUCAACGGAUCGACGGAAAUCAUAUGUAAUGAAUUUCCGUAUGAGAUCAUACGGAAAUGUAUUAUUUUCAAAUUGUACAUUUUACGGCAUUACAAAACAUGUAUAACUGAACUACGCUCAGAAUCGUUUUUCGUUAACAAUGAUUAAUAAUUGAGUACGGAUAUACAUUAAAUUUCCUCUAUACUUUCCCGAAUUUCCAUCUACAACAGUGGCCCGCCCAUCGUGCGAAGCAUGUCCGUUCGUUAUUAUUUUUGCUAUUCGAAAUCAAUAUUGGAAGUAUUCAGUAUUAAGCCCUUAUAGUUUUACUAUUAACCUUUUACAUAUUGUUAUACAAUUAUAAUUAUAUAAGUAGGUACUUCAUAAUAAAUUAUAUUAUUUAUAAUAAUUAUGUAAGCAGAAUGCAACAAACAACAUAUUAUUAACAUCAAUAUUAUAUUGUUAUUAACAAUUAAUAAUACAAUGAUUACGGUUUCUGGCUUGAUUAUUAACCAUAAAAUAUAAAUUUGUUGACGAUUUUGUUUAAUGUAAUAUGCUGAAUAAAAUUGAAAUAUUUAUUAUAUUUUAAAUUAUAAUGUUAUUCCAAAAUUUGUAUCACCCCCUUUUUUUUUGUAUUAUGUAUACGAUAUAGAACACAUAAGACUGAGUGCACAUCAAUGCAGUGGAAAAAAAACUGCCAUGUUUCACUGCAUGUCCACUGCAAUAACUUGGGCACCCAUUUUGCACUGAUUUUAUGUGUACUCUUGGUCUGAAUCGUAGCACUGAGAAUAGGCAAUUAAAAUUAAAUAGGUAUCAAAUUUUCAACAAAAAAAUCAUUUGACUUUAACUCGUUAACUUAACUGUCUUAACUGGAUGUGUAUAAAAAUAUAACUGUAAAAAGCUAAGUUUAUCCAAUGAAAACUUGACCUAGUUAAGUUAAAAGUGAACGAUCAAAACAAUUAACCAGUGAAAUUAAAAAGUUUUAAACAAAAUUAACCUUCUAACUAUAGUUAAUGUCCACCUCUGUAAAAAAAAAUUUAAAUACUUACUUAGUACGCAUGUGUACUUAAUAUUCAUAUUUAAGUAAAUAGUGAUCAUAAUAGUAUGACGAAGUUAUACUUUAAUUAUGAAUAGUAAUAAUUAUAAUGUUACGAAUAAUAUACAUGUCAUUGUCAGCCAAAUCAACAACCGUAACAAUAAACUGGUAAUUACAGACAGACAGACAAAAUAAAAUGCGUUUAAACUUAUGUUUAGAAACCUAAAACUGUGUUAUGGCAAUCUAAAAAACACACAAUUAGGUGAAAAUAUUAGGUACAUUCCCGGUUACGCUCAGAAUCUAAAAAUAAAAUCGCAAAAAGUAGACACUUUAUUUGCAUUGAAGGGGCUUUUUUUCCGGGGCUGUUUUCAGAAAAAACAUAAAUUGGCACUUAUUGCAGUGUGUGACAAUUCUAAUGUGACUGACGUGACAAUAAACAACAAUAUCAUUAUUUUUAAUUUCGAAAUUACGAUUACAUUCAUUAUUACAAUGUGGUAUGAACGACUGUAAAAAAGUACACACAUUGAUAAUAAAGGGAUCUAUUGACAAUCAUAUGUUAAAUUUAAUUUUAUCGUGCCGUCAUACUUCAAUAGGAUGUUUAAUUAUACAUACACCGUAUAUUCUCAAAUAGUUUUCAAAAAAAUAUUACGAUUCAUUUUUUUUAGUUUUAAAAAUAUUCCACCUGAGAUAUUAUUAUCAUUGCUCAUUAAUAGUGUUAAAACAUUUUCUUUUUCGAUAAUUGCAACUAAAAUAUUUCUUACGAUUUACAAUACAAAUAUAAUAUUUGUUCAAACAAAUUUUGAGUGUUGUAUUUUGAUAGUUUUCAUUUAAUUUUGGGAUGGUUAACAUCUACUCACCCGUAAAUAUCACAAGCAAAAUAUAAUAUCUACCCUAUUUAAAACUUAAGCAUAGGGACGACUAUAGGAUAGGCAGGGUAAAUUAAGUCACGCUUCCAGAUUCGUCUGUAGUCUAUAUAUUUUUAUAUAAACGUACAUUCGUUUUUUAGUAGCAUUAUGGUAUUUUGUUUCAUAAUUAAUUAUAAUGCGUAAACUGUUAAGUGAUUCCUAUCAUUUUACUAUGAUAAUAUUGUCAGGUGCGUGUACAAGGGGAGGGGGAGAUUAAAUCCCUACCCCGAAAUGUCAUGAAAAUUAUGAUGAAAGUAGAUUUUUAAUAGUCUCAAAAGUGAUUUUUGUCAAGAUAUUCUGAGAUCUUCUGUGGAGAUAAAUACAAUUUUAGUUUUAUUUGUAUUUUAUUAUAAGACACUAUAAAUAGUAAGUAUAUAUUGUUAUUAUUGUCAUUUCUAAUUUGUUGUGGUUUUUCUGUUUUUAGAAAAUUAUAACUAAUACGGCGACAUUACAAAGUCCUCAUUACAGUAAUAUGAAUUACAUUAUCAUUUAGGCUGUAUUCAUUAGAAAAAUAUUAAAUGUGAAAUUUAGUAAUAGGUACCUAAAAAGCUAAAAAUGAAUGUUAUAAAAUCUUAACAUUUUUUAUAAAAAAUGAAUAAUCCUACAAUUGAAAGUAUGUAAACUUUUUUGUUAUAAGAGUAUGCAAGUUUACAACCUUAAACCCCCUCUCUCCGAAAUAUUUUUUUGUAAACGCACUUGAAUAUUGUAAUGUUUAUGAUAAUGAUUUGUUUAAUAAACGUAAAAUAUAUACUUAAUUAUAACAAUUUGGAAGGCUGGGUAAGUUAAUCAUAUUUUUAACUCAGUUGAGCUGUUAAAUAUAUCAUUAACUUGACUUUACUUCAACAAAUAAGUUUAGUUAAUUUAAAAAAAAAAAAAUUAUUGAUUAGGUAUUCAAAGUUAAAAUUUCUAAUGAAGUGAAUGCAAAUAUGAAAUAUUAUCUAUAUAUGUAUUUUUAAACCUGUAGAGUGUGGAGUUGUAGAAUUUAUAGGACACCAAUCAUAACGCAGCUUGAGGAUCAUUUUAAUUUAAAUUUAUGAGAAGUGGCGGUUCCAGUAUUAUUUAACAUUAUUAAUUUAUUAAUUUACAAAAUAAAUAACACAAAGUAGUAUAAAAACUGCCGAUUAGUUAUAAAAUUGUAUUCAAAAUAUCUAUUCAAUUUUAACAACUGAAAGAUAGUACCCAAGUACCCAAGUAAUACCUAAAUUGGUAUGUCAUAUGUCUUCAUUAUAAUGAUAAAUUAGUUUUUAUCUGUAAAUAUAAAAAUGCAAUUUUUUGGAAAUAUAUUAUCUUAUUAUUAUUAUAUUUUUUUUCUUAACAAUAUUUAAUUAAUUAAUAUUAAAUUAAUAUUAAAUUAAUAUUUAAUUAACCAUAUUCUAGUUACUCUUAAGUAUACGAACUUAUAAUAUUUUUAAUGAAAAACGGUAAUAAAUAAAAUAUUUUCUGGAUAAUAUGAAAAUUAAAAAUUAAUAUUAUAGAAAAAUAAAAAAAAGGUAAGAUAAUGGGGACGGGUGCAGCCACCGAUUUUCUUACGUUUUAUCCCGGUUUUUCACAUUUGGUGGGAAAAUUCUUGAGAAAAUCGAAAAAACCUCCCUAUAGUACCUCCGCGUGCCGAUUUCCUUUCAAAAAAGGUGUUACACCUAGAAAUCCGAACAAGUCUUCUGGUAGAAACGUUGCGUACAUAUAUAAAUAAAAAAAAAACAAAAAUCUUUGUUAUCUUUGUUAAACCAUAACUUCGCUUUGUUUUAUGUUUUAUGGUGACGUUUUUUCGAUUGACUUGAGUAUUCUCCUUUGUGAAUUGUGCGAAUGUAAAGUGAAUAGUGACAAAAAAUUUAACAUUUCACAACACAUAAAAUCGGAUAAACAUAUCAAAGCCAUUAAACAUGAGCAAAAUAAAAUUGAACAAAAACAGCAGCUACUUACAAAUGUUCAACAAAAAUCAACUUUUAAUAUCGAUCUUUGCAAGAUUUUUGUUUCUGCAAUUAUACCAUUAAACAAGUUAUCUAAUAAAAGGUUCGACAAUUUUUAGAAAGGUAUACUAAAAAUUCAAUUCCAGACGAAUCACCACUGAGAAAACUCUACGUUGAUGAUACCUAUAAUGAAAAUAUCGAAAAAAUUAGAACUCAAGUUUUCAAUAAUCGCCGUUGGGUGAGUGUCGAUGAAACAACGAACAUCAUAGGUCGUUUUAUUAUCAAUGUUACUAUCGGUACUCUGGGGAUUCAACGUUCUGGAUCCAAAUUUGUACUCCACUCAGGAACAAUUAGAAAAACCAACUUUUCUACGGUCAGUAAAGUUAUUAACAAAUCUAUGACAAAAUUAUUGACUGGCGGAAUACGGCACGAGCAUGUACUGUUAAUUUUAUCAGAUGCAGCUGAUAAAAGCUGGUCAAUUAUUAAAAAUGUUUUAUUCAAAAAUGGUACAUGUGACAUGCGCAGCAUAUUGCUUAUAUAGAACUGCGGAACAGGUUCGUGACCACUUUAGCGCUGUUGAGAAAUUAAUCGAAAAUUGUAAAAAAGUAUUCAAAAAAGCACCAACUAGAGACGAAAUGUUUGAAAAAGAGGCUCCAGGUGUAUGUUUACCACCAGAUCCCGUAAUUACAAGGUGGGGGUCGUGGAUUAACGCGGCCAUUUAUUAUUGCGAAAAUUUAAACACUGUUUGUCGUAUUAUGACCGAGCUCGAUGACGAUGAUGCUGUGAGUACAAAAAAAUACAUCGUUAAACCCGGUCUUGAGAGCAAUUUAGCAUAUAUAAAAUCAAACUUUACAAUUUUCGUUUUAAGAAUAAAUAAACUACAAACAAAAGACCUUUCUUUAACAGCUGUUUUAAAAAUAAUUGAGGAUAUCGAAGAUUCGUUCAAAUCAUUAAUGUGUGAAGCAGGUACAAUUGUAAAAAAAAAAUUUAAAACUAUAUUUGAAAAUAGCAACGGCUUGUCGAAAUUAAAACGCAUCUCCAAAAUAUAGUGUGGUGAAAAAUAAAAUAAUGAAUUAGAUGGAGAUCUUGAAGAAUUGGCUAGUGGCGAUAUAGUGUAUUUUAAGUAUUCCCCUUUUACAUCGGUAGAUGUAGAGCGUUCCUUCUCGACGUACAAGACAUUUUUGACUGAUAACCUUCGAAGCUUUAAAUUUGAAAAUUUGGCAAAACAUUUAGUCAUGCAGUGUAACUCAGGUAAAAUAAUUAAGAGUAUUAUUUAAUUAUAAAUAAUAAUUACUUAAUUUUUAUUCUUAUUUCCAGAUAAUUUUGAAUAGUUUUGGUAAUCAUGUCUUCAUUCUAGUGUUUCAAGUCAUUAAAAAAAAUAAUAAUAAACUGUUUCUAGUGUUUUCAUAUAUUGUAAAUUUAUCUAUUAAUUCAUAAAAUAAUCUUUUCUUAAUAAUUAUUCAAUAAAUACAAUAUUUUUAAAUUGUGAACAGAAUACAUUUUUACAUUGGUAUUUUUCAUGUUUUUAGAGCACAUUAUAGCGCAUAUUUCAGUGAUUUUCAGUGCUAUAAAAUCCGAACCCUGGUUAUUAGGUAUUAUAUUUGGUUGUCUUUCGUAAGGCGAAGCACUCUGUUUAAAAUAUAAACAACCGGACAACAAUGGUUAAUUUUGAUAGGGACAAGAGUGGAACCGGGGAAAUGCAGGAGGAUACUUAUUUAAUUUUUUUUUUUUUUAAUACUGCGCACGGGCAAAGUCGUACAGGAAAGCAAUAGCCACUGAUAAAAACAAAAAGUUAUUAUAAUGUCGUUUAAAAUGUGUAGUUUUUAAGCUUUUAAAAUAAAAAAAUUAAUUUUUGUCCUAUUGAAAAAAUUAGAAACCCCACGUUGAAAAACAGUUUUCUGUUAUUUUUCUGGUGAAAAUUUAGUUUUUAUAUACUACAAUAUAGAUAUUGAUUGUAGUUUUCUCGGUUAUUCCCCGUGUAGUAAGAUUGCGACAUGGGAUGACGACUACAUGACGCAUUUUCAGUUUAUUUCGUGAUUACACAUUAAAAUACUGUUGUGACCACUUGCCAUAGGGCUAUAUUAUUGUUAUUGUAAAGGUAUUCGUUCAAAAGUGAACUCGAAUAAUAUGCUGAGGUGAUGAAUUUUUUCAAACGAUUCGUUAAAAUUGCACAUACGAAAUUUCUUAAAUAACGAGUGUGCCACGUCUUCUUAAAAUCGGAUGGUUUUUUGAUAACAGUCGUCCCGGUACCAAUCGAAGAACAGGUCAUCGGGCAGCGGCUCAGCAAUGCACAACUCGAUGCGCAAUCAGAGAAACAAGAAAAUGGCGGUGACCACUACGGCCGUCGCCAAUAAUCAAUCGUCAUCCGCCGGAUUCAAAGAGGCCAACUAUAGCGGUGCAAAGUUUGUUGUGGACAACGCGAGCAGUAAUACCGUCAUGAAUACCGUUAGUGGUAACAGCCGAAUGGAUGGCAGUAGUACGGUGUUCCAUAUGAUUAUACUUGUUCCAGAAACCGGUACCAAACAUUUUCCAGAACUUGAUGCGGUCCUCCGUGGACGUCAUGCAGCGGAGUGUGGACACGUUCCAGGACGUGUCGACGACGGUGUUCCAGAAAGCUCGGGAAACCAUUCGCAGUUCCAGGGAGUCGGUGGAAAAGAGGAGCGGGGGCGCUUCCGGCCGUAGAAAACGGACAGGCAUUGUCGGGUCCGUGGCCAACUUCAUUGACACCGGGGUGGCGGGCAUGGAACAGGCCACCGAUCUGGGUCUGGUGAUGGCUAACAUAGGCACGAGCAAGAUCCGAUCCGAACUCGACGGCACUGACGGCAACAAGGAGGUCCUCAAAAUAUUGGUAAAAUAUGUCGGUACGUAUAUAUAGUUUUUCGACGAGUAAUUAUAAUGGUUUCAUCGGAAAUCAACAGAAAAAAAAAAAAAUGACCGACUUUAACUUUGUGAUACCGGAAAAAAAAUAAUGUGCAUAAUAAAAUGUGUUAUUUGUCGUUUACAAGCAUCUAGGAUCGGUAUGAGUACCAGGGGCAGUGCCGUUCAGUUCGUCGACGACAUCGGUACAAUAUCGACAUUUAUGGCCGAAGACGACGACGUGACCAGAUCGAUAUCGACAAUAAUGGAAAAGCUAAUGGAAAACCCAAAGGUAAGCGUCGCCAUGAUACGUAUGACGCUCACCGUACUGGAGUCCAGCCCGUCCACGUCCUGUUUGUUGGAUCAAAUGCCACUGGCGGCUGCCGAUUUGCGUAUGCUGUUUGACGUCUUCGUCGGCAGCAAUGGACAGCAGAUGAUGAAGACCGUGGCGGGGCUGUUGAAGGACAUAACAACCGGACCGGACACCAAGGCAUUUUUACAAUCGCUCUUGAGCAUGAUGUCUAUGUUCAGAAGGUAACCAUAUAAGCCAUUGCGGCAUUGUUUUAAAAUUACGUCAACUAGUUGCAUUAUAAAAAUUAUAAUUACCACAUGGGUAAUAUAAUAUAAAAUUUAAAAACGCCUAUUCGAAACUCGACUUCAACAUUACCUACCCAAUAACUUUUAUUCGAAAUGGUACAUGUUUGAAUAUUUUAGAAAAGAUAUAUACUUAGAAAUGCCUUUACAUAUUAGAAUAUUGAACAAGUAUUACUUACGUAUUUAUUCGAAUACGUAUUCUUUAUCAAAUUGCGACUUAAGUUGAAUAAUUCAGAAACCUUUUUUAAUCAAACUCUAACAGUUGUCCAAUAAUAUCGAUUAUGGUUUUAUAUAAUAUAUUGUUGGUUUAUGGUUAAUAUAAUAUCGUGCUGGACGUGUUUAAUUAGCACUACCAACUGCCCUAACAUCUCAGACGGUCGCGGGUAUCGAGCGUUAGGUCCUAAUUGAUGUUUGCCUGAAGUUACCCGUUACUUGGGUAGAAUUUUGACCUUUCCGAGAACUUCCUAUUUUGGUCCUUACAUCAGUCUCCCUUACCGACUCCUUAUAUUUCCUAAUCUUUCAAUAGUGGUUUUAGGGAGAGAAGGACUAUAGGGGUUUGCCCGUAAGUAUAGCUCUGUUAAUUAUUGUGGGACGAUUCGUACCGCGCGACCGCGUUUUAUUCUUUUACGGAAUUCAAAAUAAUAAUAAUGACAUUUUUUUUUCUGUUCUAGUGAUACUCCAGCAAAACCGGGCGCCAAACCAGAAAAGCCGACCUCAUUGGUAAACUCAUUGAGCGGUUUCUUUACCGGGGACGGUGAAGUGGAAGACGACCACGAAGAGACGAAGAAGAUAAUCAAAAAACACAGAGGUUCUGAAGAAACCGUAGUACGAAAUAAACCUAACAUAAUACAACAAACUCCAAUAUCACAAGAGGACGAUGAUUGGUUCAAUAAUAAUGAUUAUAAGGGGACCACAUCGAAGUCACUUCCGAUAAAACCCUCGCAGCAAAUGGACAAAUUCGAUGCCAGUGAAAUUAGUUUCAACAAGAAAACGCAAUCAGAAAAUGUAAAUAUCGACGAUACCAAAAGCAAAGCCACCAUUGUCACCAAUAGUGACAACAGUGGGGUAGUAGAAAAGAAAAACAAGUCACGGUCAUCGGUUGCAAAAACAUCAAAACCUAAAGCAAAUCCGGUUCCAAGGCAAGACGAUAAUUUGUUUGGCGACAAUGUAUCGUUAGACAACGAUGUGCAGCCAAAUCAAUCGCUUUCAAAAAAAACAAAACCUUCAUCAGUAAAACCGAAACUCUCGAAACGAUCGGACGAAUCUUAUAACAGUGAAAUAAGUAUCAACAAGGAAACCCGGUCUGGAAACGCAAAAAUCGCUGAGACCACAAGCAAAACCGCCAGCGCCAGCGUGGUCGUAGAAAAUAAAAACAAGCCACAGUCAUCACCUAUUACGGAUACACCGGACCUUGCGGAAACCCCGGAUGUCAUGCGUCUAUCGAACGACUUAUUUAACACCGGCGGAGACAGUUCGCCCUUAGACAACAAGCCAAAGCCAUCGUCCCCCAAAACUCUGAGACGUCCAAAACAGGUGCCCAAGCAAGUGGACAACACGUUUGCCGAUGGAAACAGUUUGGAAUACGAAACCGGAAAUGUUAAUAUCGCCGAAAGCUAAACAGCCAGUGCCACCACAGCUAGUAGUGUAAACAGCGUGGACGUAACGAAAAAUCACCGGUGAGAAAAUUUAACGCACGCUUGGCACACUUGUUCGUUACAAAUAUAGUAUCUCAUUGUAGUGU
This is a messenger RNA of Cinara cedri, 11328 nucleotides long. The record is from the annotation of a GenBank genome assembly. Lineage: Eukaryota; Metazoa; Arthropoda; Insecta; Hemiptera; Aphididae.